This is a messenger RNA of Plenodomus lingam JN3, 903 nucleotides long. RefSeq lists its product as uncharacterized. The record is from RefSeq and is a predicted model, not a curated record. NCBI's taxonomy places the organism in Eukaryota, Fungi, Ascomycota, Dothideomycetes, Pleosporales, Leptosphaeriaceae.
AUGUGUGCGCAAGUGGUCAAGCUACAGACGCAUCACGCCGAAAGGCGCGCGAGGGUGGCAAGGAAGGGUCAAGUGCAGUGCAGCGACAAGAAGAGGCUGACGGAACUGUGGGCAAGAGGCAGUGCAACGUGUAUUGAGAUGUGGAGACGACAGGACCGGUGCAUGUCUUGGCGGACCAUUGGCUGCCUCACCAUCCAGGGCGUGGGCAAGACACAGCACAAGACAGGACAGGGGACAUCCGACAAGACACAGCACAAGACAGGACAGGGGACAUCCGACAAGACACAGCACAAGACAGGACAGGGGACAUCCGACAAGACACAGCACAAGACAGGACAGGGGACAUCCGACAAGACACAGCACAAGACAGGACAGGGGACAUCCGACAAGACACAGCACAAGACAGGACAGGGGACAUCUAACAAGACACAGCACAAGACAGGACAGGGGACAUCCGACAAGACACAGCACAAGACAGGACAGGGGACAUCCGACAAGACACAGCACAAGACAGGACAGGGGACAUCCGACAAGACACAGCACAAGACAGGACAGGGGACAUCCGACAAAAGACCAGGCCAAAGGCAGGCACGACUCGACGCGACGCGACACCCCGACUCUCCACUCUCCCGCAAGUCCCGCGGUUUCCCAAGGUUGGCGUUCGUUUUGGUUGGCUCUCGGUCGGCCCUUCCUUUUGGUCCGCAUUUGAUCGUCCAGCCCCCUCUCCCGGGCGCAUCGCCAAACACUUGCGAAGGGAAGAAGAAGCUGCGGGUGUUGUGGUUUGGGACUAGUGGGCUUGGCGGAGAGGAUGUGGGACUGGGGCACAGACAGGAACACGUUUGGGAAGGAAGGAAGGAAGGAAGGAAGGAAGGAAGGAAGGAAGGAAGUACUGGCCAUCUCUAG